Pelmatolapia mariae (spotted tilapia) is the source of this 15593-nucleotide messenger RNA. It is a transcript of the gene herc1, whose product is annotated as HECT and RLD domain containing E3 ubiquitin protein ligase family member 1. Gene Ontology annotation, molecular function: ubiquitin-protein transferase activity; protein binding. The transcript has 79 exons. The record is from RefSeq and is a predicted model, not a curated record. Lineage: Eukaryota; Metazoa; Chordata; Actinopteri; Cichliformes; Cichlidae. Bases 238 to 15159 code for a protein of 4973 amino acids.
UGUACGGGGUUGACAGUGAACACACUGCCGCUUGCAGGAUUCACUCGCUGCAGGACGAGGCGGGCGGAGGCAUGGAAAUCGUUGCAUGCCACUGUCUCUUUUCACGUUAACGUUACCGCCACGGUAUUGACCAUACUGCUUUUGUUUGAAAUGAAGCUCAGUUGGAUUGUUGUGUAACCGCACAGAGAAAAGGAGGCCUUUCGCUAUACUGGACUGAUGGCUCCAGAGUAACAUGCCAUGGCUUUAAUGAUCCCCCCUGUGAAACUGAAAUGGCUGGAGCACCUGAACAGCUCAUGGAUUACCGAGGACAGCGAGUCCAUAGCCACACGGGAGGGAGUUUCUGUGCUCUACUCAAAGCUGCUGGCCAACAAAGAGGUUGUACUGCUGCCCCAGCAGGUGCUGUGUCUGAAGGGCCCCCAGCUCCCAGACUUUGAGCGCGAGUCCCUCUCUAGUGAUGAGCAGGAGCACUACCUGGAUGCUCUGCUCAGCAGCCAAUUGGCGUUGGCCAAGAUGGUGUGCUCCGAUUCCCCGUUUGCUGCCGCUCUGCGGAAACGUGUGCUGGUGCUUCAACGCGUCUUCUACGCACUUUCCAACAAGUAUCAUGACAAGGGCAAGGUUAAGCAGCACCAGCACUCACUGGAGAACAACUCGGGUUCGGCUGAUCUGCACUCUGUCAGUGAGCGGCCACGGUCCAGCACUGACGCCCUCAUCGAGAUGGGUGUUCGCACUGGCCUGAGCCUUCUCUUUGCUCUGCUGCGCCAGAGCUGGAUGAUGCCUACUGCACCAAACCCAGGUGGAAGUCCUGGGAGCAACAUAAACUUGUGUAAUGAUGUCAUUCACACAGCCAUUGAUGUUGUUAGCUCCCUGCCAGCACUCUCUCUUGCCAAUGAGAGCAAGAUCCCACCAAUGGGACUGGACUGCCUGUCCCAGGUUACCACCUUUCUGAAGGGAGUGACAAUGCCAAAUUCUGGGGCAGAUAUUUUAGGGCGGCGGCUGGCCUCAGAACUACUACUGGGGCUGGCUUCACAGAGGGGUUCUCUGCGCUACUUGCUGGAGUGGAUUGAGAUGGCUUUGGCUGCGUCAGCUGUGGUCAGUACGAUGGAGCAGAAUAAGUUGCUACAGAACCAAGAAGGCCUCAUUAGCUAUGAUUGUUUCAUGAACAUCCUCAUGCAGAUGAGGCGCUCUUUGGGUUCCUCAGCAGAUCGUAGCCAGUGGCGAGAACCCACACGGACCUCUGAUGGCUUGUGUUCAUUAUAUGAGGCGGCACUCUGUCUUUUUGAAGAAGUAUGUCGAAUGGCAUCGGACUACUCUCGCACUUGUGUUAGCCCGGACAGCAUACAGACUGGCGAGACACCUGUGGUGUCGGAAACCUGUGAAGUGUAUGUGUGGGGCAGCAACAGCAGCCACCAGCUAGUGGAGGGAACACAAGAAAAGAUACUGCAGCCCAAGCUGGCUUCGAGUUUCGCAGAUGCACAAACAAUUGAGGCAGGCCAGUACUGCACCUUUGUGAUCUCCUCGGAUGGGUCUGUGCGGGCCUGCGGGAAGGGCAGUUAUGGCCGCCUAGGCCUCGGAGACUCCAACAACCAGUCGACCCUCAAAAAGUUGACCUUUGAACCCCACCGUGCCAUCAAAAAGGUGUCAUCAUCCAAGGGAUCAGACGGCCACACGCUGGCCUUCACCACAGAGGGUGAGGUGUUCAGCUGGGGAGACGGUGAUUAUGGCAAACUGGGCCAUGGGAACAGCUCAACACAGAAAUACCCAAAACUUAUCCAGGGGCCGCUGCAGGGGAAGGUGGUGGUGUGUGUGUCUGCUGGCUACAGACACAGUGCUGCAGUCAGUGAAGAUGGAGAGCUGUACACAUGGGGAGAAGGAGACUUUGGAAGAUUAGGUCACGGUGACAGCAACAGCCGCAACAUUCCUACCCUGGUCAAAGACAUCAGCAAUGUUGGAGAGGUGUCAUGUGGAAGCUCCCACACUAUUGCUCUGUCAAAGGAUGGACGCACUGUCUGGUCAUUUGGGGGAGGGGACAAUGGGAAACUGGGUCAUGGCGAUACUAAUCGAGUCUACAAACCAAAAGUAGUGGAGGCCCUGCAGGGCAUGUUCAUCAGAAAAGUGUGUGCAGGAAGCCAGUCAUCUCUUGCAUUAACUUCUACAGGACAGGUGUACGCUUGGGGCUGCGGUGCUUGUCUAGGCUGUGGUUCCUCUGAGGCCACCGCACUCAGACCUAAACUUAUUGAGGAGCUGGCUACCACCAGAGUAGUGGACAUCUCCAUAGGGGACAGCCACUGCCUGGCCCUGUCACAUGACAAUGAAGUAUAUGCAUGGGGCAACAACUCUAUGGGUCAGUGUGGGCAGGGGAACUCCACAGGGCCAAUCACCAAACCCAAGAAGGUCAUCGGCCUGGAUGGAGUCGCCAUUCAGCAAAUCUCAGCUGGCACCUCUCACAGCCUGGCCUGGACUGCCCUGCCCAGAGACAGGCAAGUGGUGGCUUGGCAUCGGCCCUACUGCGUUGACCUAGAAGAAAGCACAUUCUCUCAUUUGCGCUCCUUCCUUGAGCGAUACUGUGAUGGCAUCAACAGCGAGGUCCCUCCUCUUCCUUUCCCCUCAUCCAGGGAGCAUCAUAACUUCCUCAAGCUGUGCCUUCGGCUUCUGUCCAAUCAUCUGGCGCUGGCCCUGGCGGGGGGCGUAGCAACAAGUAUUUUGGGCCGGCAGGCCAGGCCGCUGAGGAACCUCCUUUUCAGACUGAUGGACUCCUCUGUGCCAGACGAGAUUCAGGAGGCAGUGAUUGAGACACUGUCUGUGGGGGCAACCAUGUUGCUGCCACCACUGAGGGAGAGGAUGGAGCUUCUUCACUCUCUGCUACCUCAGGGUCCGGACAGAUGGGAGAGUCUCUCCAAAGGACAGAGGAUGCAGCUCGACAUAAUCCUGACCAGCCUCCAGGACCACACCCACGUGGCCUCACUCCUGGGUUACAGCUCUCCUGCUGAUGGCCCAGAGGUACUUUCAUCUGGCCCUGCCUUUACAGCUCUCCCAGAGCCUGCCUAUGGCACCACCACAGGCCACCCUGACACUCACCUGGCUGAGAUUCUCAUGAAGACGCUGCUCAGGAACCUUGGCUUUUAUACUGAUCAGGCUUUCGGUGAGCUGGAGAAGAACAGUGAUAAGCUGCAGCAGGGCACAUCCUCCUCUGACAGCAGCCAGCCGGCUCACCUCCACCAACUUCUCUGCUCGCUGCAGAAGCAACUUCUAGCAUAUUGCCACAUCAACUCUGUUACUGAGAACUCCAGCAGUGUGUCAUUGCUCCACAAACAUCUGCAGCUGCUCUUGCCACAUGCCACAGAUAUCUACUCCCGCUCUGCAGCGCUGAUAAAGGAGAGCUCCUGGAAUGGCAGCAUACGGGAGAAGCUACAAGAUGUGAUCUACGUGUCAGCAGCAGGCAGCAUGCUGUGUCAGAUAAUCAACGCCUUACUGCUGCUUCCGGUGUCGGUGGCAAGGCCGCUGUUGAGCCAACUGCUGGAACUGCUGCCUCCUCUGGAUUGUUUGAACAGACUGUUGCCUGCUGCCUCUCCUCUGGAGGACCAGGAGCUGCAGUGGCCUCUUCAGGGUACCUCGGACUUUGCUGAGCCAGCCUCAGGAAUGACCCUGCCGCAGCCCGCACUUUCUUGGGUGUGGCUUGUGGACCUGGAGAGGACAGUCGCCCUGCUAGUUGGACGCUGCCUUGGUGGGAUGCUGCAGGGAGCUCCCACCUCACUGGAGGAACAAGAUACUGUGUACUGGCUCAAAACACCGCUAUUUAGCAAUGGCUUGGAGAUGGACAUCCCCCAGCUAGACACCUGCAUCAGCUCAUUAUUGGAGGCUGCACUGUCUGGUAAUGAGGAGCAGAAACCCUUUGACUGCACACUGCAUCCUGACUUGAGUGUUCUGGUGGAUUUGGCUCUGGGUUCCUCUAAAGAACCUGCCAACAGCCUUUGGAUCAACAUGCACGAGUAUGCAAUUGGCAAAGACUGGGACAAUGCAUCUCUCAGUAAUGAGACCCUAUUAGACACUGUGUCCAGGUUUGUGUUGGCAGCCUUACUGAAGCACACAGGGCUGCUGGGCCAAGCCUGUGGAGAGGGCAGGUAUCAACCAUCUAAGUCCCUGGCAGAAGUCUAUCGCAGUGUUUUUAAGGUACGAAACCGCUUACUAGCCUGUAAGAACAUGGACUUCAUCCAGACCCGAUCUUCUUCUCGUGAGAGGAGGAUUUCCGACAAUCAGGACUCUCUGGACAUGGAUCCCCAGGAGCACUCUUUCACACGCACCAUUGACGAGGAGGCAGAACUUGAAGAGAGGGUUGACCGUGAGAGAGAAGAAGGCCAUCAAGAGCAAGACGAUGAAGAGGAUGACAGGGAGCAUGAAGUAAUGACAGCUGGAAAAAUCUUUCAAUGUUUUCUCUCAGCGAGGGAGGUGGCUCGCAGUCGGGAGAGAGAGCGGGCCAGCAGCAGCACAGGACUGGGCUCCAGCUCAAGGAAUGGAGGAGGAGGAGGUGGAGAGGAAGACACCAUUCUGGCUCAAGAGGGCAGAAGGGGCAGUACGGGUCUUCCAGAAGGCCAAGACCUUUACACAGCAGCCUGUAACUCUGUGAUCCACCGCUGUGCUCUGCUGAUACUGGGAGUCAGCCCUGUACUGGGCGAGCUGACCAAGCAGAACCAGGAAGAAGCUCAGACUCAGUUAGCUACAGGGACACAGGAGUGCCUCAGCUUCAUGACCAGAAGUGAGAGUCUGAGCGCAGAGAGCCGUUUAGUGCAGAGCAGCCCAAGUUACAGACUGAUGAAGUCCAGGAGUGAGUCUGACCUCUCCCAGCCAGAGUCAGAUGAAGAAGGUUACACUUUGAAUGGAAGGAGAAAUGUUGACCUAGACUUGGCAUUCUCCCACAAAAAGAGAGGCCUCCUUCACAGCUCACCAGACUCCCUGGCUGAGUCCUGGUUUCGGGCCAAGCUGAGCCGUCAGCAGAGUUACAGUUCAACAUACGAAGAGUCAGACCUGGACUUGAGCCGAUCGCUGGGCAUCCACGCUCUCAUCGACAACAUGGUCAGCUUCAUCAGUGGUGACGUGGGCUUGGCUCCAGCUUUUAAGGAGCCAGAAGAAAGUAUGUCCACCAGCCCGCAGGCCAUUAUCCUGGCUAUGGAACAGCAGCAGAGCAGAGCAGAGCUGCGUUUGGAAGCACUCCACCAGAUUGUGGUGUUGAUCUCAGGCAUGGAGGAGAAGGGGAGCCAACUGAACAAUGCAGAUCGAUCCAGCGCAGUCUUCCAGUCCUCUUCACUGCUCACCUCUGUCAGGUUGCAGUUCCUGGCUGGCUGUUUUGGCCUUGGCACUGUGGGAACUGGAGUGCUGAAAAGAGAAAACGUGCAGCUGCAUCAUUACCAGGAUGGUGUAAAAGCAGCAAAGAGGAGCCUCCAAAUGGAAAUCCAGACGGCUGUCCAUAAGAUUUACCAGCAACUGUCUGUCACACUGGAAAGAGCACUUCAGGCAAACAAGCACCACAUAGAAGCUCAGCAGCGCCUCCUGCUGGUGACUGUGUUUGCAUUGAGCGUUCGCUACCAGCCAGUGGACGUGUCUCUGGCCAUCUCCAGUGGGCUGCUCAAUGUGCUGUCCCAGCUCUGCGGGACAGAGACCAUGCUGGGGCAGCCCCUCCAGCUCCUGCAAAAACCUGGCGUGUCUCAGCUCAGCACUGCCUUGAAGGUGGCCUCCACACGGCUGCUGCAAAUACUCGCCAUCAGCACGGGAACAUAUGCAGACAAAUUGAGUCCCAAGGUUGUCCAGUCACUGCUGGACCUGCUUUGCAGUCAGCUGAAAAACCUGUUAUCUCAGGCAGGAGUUAGUCUCCUUCAUGCUGGAAAAGAGCAGGAAGAUGGCAAACAUGAGGACAGCGCCGACUCUGAAAGGAAAGACUUCAGAGCUUUGCUGCGCAAACAGCAUACAGCUGAACUGCACCUUGGUGACUUCUUGGUCUUCCUAAGGAGGGUGGUGUCCUCCAAGGCCAUCCAGUCCAAGAUGGCAUCCCCCAAAUGGACUGAGGUGCUGCUGAACAUUGCAGCACAGAAGUGCUGCUCAGGCGUUCCUCUGGUGGGAAACUUGAGAACUCGGCUCCUAGCUCUUCAUGUUUUGGAGGCUGUCCUGCCUGCCUGUGAGGCUAGCAUGGAAGAUGACCAAAUGACACAGGUCAUUGAACGGCUCUUCUCCCUGCUGUCUGACUGCAUGUGGGAAGGUCCCAUUGCUCAAACCAAACACUCGAUCCAGAUUAAAGAAAAAGUUCAGGAGCUUAAACUACAGGGAGAUACAGAGGAGGAAGAUGAGAACCUUCCCAUUCAGGAAAUUUCCUUUGACCCAGAAAAGGCUCAGUGUUGUGUAGUGGAAAACAGUCAGGGGCUGACACACGGCAGUGGGGGUAAAGGCUACGGCCUGGCCUCGACUGGCAUCUCCUCUGGAUGCUACCAGUGGAAGUUCUACAUUGUGAAGGAGAAUCGAGGCAAUGAGGGGACAUGCGUGGGUGUGUCACGAUGGCCCGUGCACGACUUCAACCAUCGCACCACAUCGGAUAUGUGGCUGUACCGAGCGUAUAGCGGAAACCUCUAUCAUAACGGGGAGCAAACGCUGACGCUUAGCAGCUUUACUCAGGGAGAUUUCAUCACCUGCGUUCUGGAUAUGGAAGCAAGAACGGUCUCCUUUGGCAAGAACGGAGAGGAGCCCAAGUUGGCCUUUGAGGACGUGGAUGCCACGGAGCUCUAUCCCUGUGUGAUGUUCUACAGCAGUAAUCCAGGAGAGAAGGUUAAGAUAUGUGACAUGCAAAUGAGGGGAACACCGCGAGACCUCUUACCUGGGGAUCCUGUCUGCAGCCCUGUGGCCACAGUGCUGGCUGAAGCCACCAUACAGCUGAUCCGCAUCCUACAUCGCACUGACCACUGGACCCAUCGCAUAAACAAGACUAUGAUUGAACGACUUCACAAAAUCAAGGCGUGCUUUAGAGAGUCAGCUGGCGCUUCUGGCGGCGGCCUAGGACAAAGGCUGAAAAAGAGCCGCUCGGUGCAGAGCCGCGAGGAGCACGACACUCAGAGAGAAAGCCAGGAGACGCCCACACGGACAGACGAGGAGAAAGGUCGCCACGGACGGCAGCACGGCUUGGGGGAACUGUCGGAGCACCACUUGAGAACCCUCUGCACAGAGGUGUGGCCUGUCCUGGCAGUGAUUGGCGGGGCGGACGCAGGACUUCGGGUCGGAGGCAGAUGUGUGCACAAACAGACCGGGAGGCAUGCUACUCUGCUGGGUGUGACGAAGGAAGGCAGUACCUCAGCUAAGGUGCAGUGGGAUGAAGCCGAGGUCACUAUCAGCUUCCCAACUUUCUGGUCGCCUAGUGACACUCCAUUGUACAACCUGGACCCGUGCGAGCCUUUGCCCUUUGAUGUGGCCCGUUUCCGUGGCCUCACUGCCUCCUUGUUGUUGGACCUCACCUACCUUACCAGCAUUCACGAGGAUACUACAACAAAGCUCAGCGCCCGACGCCACGAGAAGAAGCACCGCAACACACCCUCUACUGGGCACGAGCCGACCGGCAGCGAGGAGAAGACCGACAACGAGGGGCACAACCGUAACGACUCAAAAGAUAACGUUGGAGCCCCUUCAGCUGCCACAACCUCUGACCUACGAGUGUCCCACAGCCUCGAUGAGGUGAAAGCACACGUGGCGCCCAACUCAAAGUCAGAGAGUGAGAUCUCCUCUGUGGCUGGAGGCGGGGUAGGUGGGAAUGAAACCCUUUUCACUUCAUCUGCUCCUGCUCCUGCUGAUGGGAACAGGAAGAAAGGCCAUGAUCAUGGCUGCCGCAGUCACGAGCCCUCUCCUUCCUCCAUCACCACUCAGUCAGAGAUCCAUGCUGUGCAGCUGUCCUACCUCUACCUGGGAGCUAUGAAGACCCUCAGUGCGCUGCUGAGCUGCAGCAAGUAUGCUGAGCUGCUCCUCAUACCAAAGGUGUUACCAGAAGCAACCCCCAGUGGGCACAACGCUGAUCUGAACACCUGCACCAGUGGAAACACAGCUGCCACCUCACCAGUAUACCAGGAUGAGGUGGAGAUGCGGGCAGCUCUGCAGUUCCUCAUGCGUCACAUGGUGAAGCGGGCAGUAAUGCGCUCCCCCAUCAAGCGAGCCCUGGGACUGGCAGACCUGGAGAGGGCGCAGGCUAUGAUCUACAAGCUAGUUGUAAAUGGGUUGUUGGAGGAGCCUAGUGGUGGGAAAGCAAAGCCUGGUGUGAGAAGUGAACCUGAAGGUGAGGGGGAAGUUACAGAGGGUGAACAGUUGGCACAAACCCCCGUCACCACCAGUCCGUCAGCUUCCAGCACCACCUCCUUUAUGAGCUCCUCACUGGAGGACACUACCACAGCUACCACACCUGUCACUGAUACAGAGACCGUCCCUGCCUCGGAGUCUCCAGGAGUCAUGCCUCUCAGCCUCCUGAGGCAAAUGUUCUCCAGUUACCCCACCACCACUCUUGUUCCGACACGUCGAGCCCAGACUCCUCCAGUGUCAUCCCUACCGACCUCUCCGUCAGAUGAGGUUGGCCGCAGACAGAGCCUCACCUCUCCGGACUCCCAGCCUUCCAGACCACAAAACAGAACAGGUACCUCCCUCUCGGACCCCAGCAGCAGGCUGUCCACGUCUCCCCCUCCACCUGCGAUUGCUGUGCCUCUGUUGGAGAUGGGCUUUUCCCUGCGCCAGAUCACUAAAGCUCUGGAAGCCACUGGUGCUCGAGGAGAGGUAGAUGCUCAGAACAUCACCGUGUUAGCCAUGUGGAUGAUCGAACAUCCAGGAACAGAGGACGAGCACGAUGAGCCCCACGCCAGAGGCGGCGGUGUCAGUGGUGAAGCCCCCGACUCGUCCUGUCCUGGUGCCACAGCAAUCACUGGAGCCAAAUCUCUGGAUAAAAACUCAUAUCUGUGCUCUCCCGGGGUCAUAGCCAGCGCAGACACUUCCGAAGUGGAGGAAGGUUUCAGCGAAAGUCCUGAAGGUCUGGAGCAGGACAAUGCAUCUGCAUCCAGCAGUGCCCCACUCAGAGGCCGCUCUGCUGCUGGCAGGAAACACCGCUUUGACCUGGCUGCACGCACACUGUUGGCUCGUGCUGCUGGACUGUACCGCUCGGUGCAGGCCCACCACAGCCAGUCACGUCGGGAGGUCUCGUCCUUACAGCAGCAACAAGACCCAGGUGCACUUUAUGACUUCAACCUGGAUGAAGAGCUGGAGAUGGACCUUGAUGAGGAGACCAUGGAGGCCAUGUUUGGCCAAGACCUCGCUAGUGACACUGACAUUCUGGGAAUGUGGAUCCCGGAGGUACUGGAUUGGCCAACAUGGCACGUGUGUGAGACAGACGAUCGAGAUGAAGUGGUAGUGUGCGAGCUGUGUGAGGCCAACGUGGCCAAUUUCAAUCAGCACAUGAAGAAGAGCCACCCGGGCUGUGGGCGCAGCGCCAACCGGCAAGGCUACCGCAGCAACGGCUCCUACGUGGAUGGCUGGUUCGGUGGGGAGUGUGGGAGUGGAAACCCCUACUAUCUGCUGUGUGGCGGCUGCAGAGAGAAGUACUUGGCAAUCAAAAGCAAAGCCAAAGUCCCCAUUGUGGAAAGAUACAAGGGACAGGCUCCUGACCUUCUGGGAAAGCAAGACAGUGUUUAUGAAGAGGAUUGGGACAUGCUGGACGUCGAUGAAGAUGAGAAGUUGACAGGGGAGGAGGAGUUUGAGCUUUUGGCUGGCCCUUUGGGUCUGAGCGAGCGCAGGAUUGUCCCCGAGGCUGUCCAGUUUCCAGAUAGUGACCCGUUGGGAGCCUCUAUUGCCAUGGUGACGGCAACCAACAGCAUGGAGGAGACUUUACUACAGAUAGGCUGUCAGACCUCAGUGGACAAGAGUUCUUCUGGUAGGGUGACCCUCGGUGAGCAGGCAGCAGCCCUACAGAACCCCCAUGACCGAGUGAUGGCACUGAGGAGGGUGACAGCUGCAGCUCAGGUGCUGCUGGCCAGGACAAUGGUGAUGAGAGCCUUGUCCCUGCUAUCCGUCAGCGGCUCAAGCUGCAGCCUCGCAGCAGGUCUAGAGUCCCUUGGUUUGACUGACAUUAGGACUCUAGUCAGGCUGAUGUGCCUGGCGGCAGCGGGCCGAGCUGGUCUUUCCACCAGUCCGUCCACAGGCCCAGGCCAUGCUGAAAGGCCCCGUGGGACCACCAAGACGAGCAAACCCAUCUCCUGCCUGGCUUACCUCAGCACAGCAGUGGGCUGUCUUGCCUCCAACAGUCCCAAUGCUGCCAAGCUGCUAGUUCAGUUGUGCACUCAGAACCUGAUCUCUGCGGCUACAGGCAUGAAUCUGACAACGGUGGACGACCCCAUCCAGAGAAAGUUCUUGCCCAGCUUUCUGCGUGGCGUGGCCGAGGAGAACAAGCUGGUUACGUCGCCUAACUUUGUGGUGACUCAGGCCCUUGUGGCCCUCCUGGCAGAUAAAGGGGCCAGACUGAGACCUGCUUAUGACAAGGCUGAUAUGGAGAAAAGAGGUCUAAUUGCGCAUUUGUAUGCCCAUCCUUCCCAUAAUCCUUCCGCUGUAGGCCCUCUGGAGCUGGCCAACGCUCUGGCAGCUUGUUGCCUGUCCUCACGGCUUUCCUCGCAGCAUCGCCAGUGGGGUGCUCAGCAAUUAGUUCGCACUCUGGCCGCCCACGACCGCGACAACAACCAGAGCCGUCCGCAGACUUUUGCUGACAUGGCAGGGGACCUGCGAAAGUGCUCCUUUAUCAAACUAGAGGCUCACCAGAGCAGGGUCAUCACAUGUGGUUGGUGCAGUAAGAAAGGCCUUUUGGCUACCAGUGGCAAUGACGGGACGGUCAGAGUAUGGAACGUAACCAAGAGCCAGUACACCCUCCAGCAGACCUGUGUCUUCAAUAAGGAUGACGACUCUCUGGAGGAGGGAAUGUCUGGUUUGGGGUCUCCCAGCGAUCCUUGCCUGUCACCUCUUGCAUGGAGUGUCACUGGAAAGUAUCUCGCCUCUGCCAUGGAGAAAAUGGUCAACAUCUGGCAAGUUAAUGGUGGUAAAGGGCUUUUGGAUGUGCAGCCUCACUGGGUGUCUGCACUAACUUGGCCUGAAGAGGAAGCAGAGUCCUUGUGGUGUGGGGAGCCCAAAGACAUGCUGCUGGUGGGUCGAAUGGAUGGAUCACUGGGCCUCAUUGAGGUGCUGGACUCUUCUGGUAUGCACCGCACAGAGCUGGAACACUGCUACAGGAAAGACGUGGCAAUAAUGCACAUUGCCUGGUACAGUGAAGACAAGCCUUUUGCCGUUGGCUACGCAGAUGGAAAGCUGCUGAUUGGAUCCAAAGAACCUUUGGAUAAAGGAGCCAUUGUUGUCAUUGAUGCACACAAGGAGUCGAUCAGCAGCAUGAAGUGGAGUCCAACGGGUCAGAUCCUGCUGACGUGUGCUAAAGAGGAGACUGUGAAACUGUGGGCCAAUCCAGACUCCUGCUCUGACACGGGCUCUGGCUGGCACUGCCUACAGAGCCUUAGACAGCCCUCCUUGGUUAAUGGUGUGGCCUGGUGCAGCUUGCCUGGAUGCAGUCCGAAGCCCCUCAGCAUGUUCGCCGUAUGCUGCCAGAAUGGUCUGGUCUCUGUCUGGACUGUUCCUCAAGACAUUUCAAACUUCACAGACUCCCGUUCCUCUGAUUCAGAAGGAUGGUGGGAGAAUGAAGCCAAACCCAAGCUAAUGCAGUCCACCCGAUGGUCAGAAGAUGGAGCAGUUUGUGUGUUCCAGCUAAAGGGCCACAUCACUCCAGUAAGAACACUGGCUUUCAGUCCUGAUGGUCUGGCCCUGGCAUCUGGAGGAGUGGGAGGCCUCAUGAACAUCUGGUCCCUGCGGGAUGGCUCAGUACUCCAGACUGUAGUAGCUGGGUCAGGGGCUGUCCAGAACAUUGUCUGGGUCUCAGAUGUGGGCGUGGCUGUCUGCUCCAACAGGUCAAAGGAUGUGUUGGUUGUGAACUGCUCCAAAGAGUUCAUGGCAUCUAACCAUGUGCUGGCCACAUGCCGCACGGCUUUGAAGAAGCAAGGUGUGGUCGGCCUCAACUUGGCACCCUGCAUGAGAGCUUUCCUGGAGAGACUGCCUGUCAUGUUGCAGGAGCAGUAUGCCUAUGAGAAGCCCCAUGUUGUAUGCGGGGAGCAGCUUGUCCACAGCCCGUACAUGCAGUGCCUUGCCUCUCUGGCUGUAGGUCUCCAUCUGGACCAGCUUCUGUGCCGUCCCCCUGUGCCUCCCCACCUUCGACACUGCCCACCUGAGUCUGGCAUCGCUGUGUGGAGCGCCAGUGAGUGGGCAUGGUUGGACUGUUUCUCCACCACAGUAAAGGCGGCAGAGGCUCUUGCUCGAGGUGCAGCCUUCCCCGAGUCCUUCUCCGUUCCUGACCUGGAACCCGUGCCUAAAGAUGAAAUGGCUCUGCUCCUGGACAACAGUAAAUGGUCAGCUAGUAUGGAUGAGCAGAUCAUGUCAUGGGCCACCUCCAGGCCAGAGGACUGGCACCUCGGAGGGAAAUGUGAUGUGUUUCUGUGGGGUGCAGGGCGACACGGUCAGCUAGCAGAGGCUGGAAGAAAUAUCCUCGUUCCAACCAUUGCCCCUUCCUUCUCUCAGGCACAGCAGGUGGUGUGUGGGCAGAAUUGCACCUUUGUGAUCCAGCCCAACGGCACCGUAUUGGCCUGUGGAGAGGGCAGCUAUGGCCGCCUGGGACAAGGCAACUCAGAUGACCUGCAUGUCCUUACUGUCAUCUCAGCUCUUCAAGGUUUUGUUGUGACCCAGUUGGUUACAUCUUGUGGCAGUGAUGGUCACUCCAUGGCUCUGACAGAGAGCGGCGAGGUGUUCAGCUGGGGAGACGGUGACUACGGCAAGCUUGGACAUGGAAACAGCGACCGCCAGCGACGACCCCGACAGAUUGAGGCACUGCAAGGAGAGGAGGUGGUCCAGAUGUCUUGUGGGUUCAAACAUUCGGCCGUAGUCACAGCUGAUGGGAAGCUUUUCACUUUUGGUAAUGGUGAUUAUGGAAGACUAGGACUGGGAAACACCUCAAACAAGAAGCUGCCAGAGAAGGUCACUGCUCUGGAGGGCUACCAUGUAGGACAGGUGGCUUGUGGUUUGAACCACACUUUAGUUGUCUCUGCUGAUGGAAUGAUGGUUUGGGCCUUUGGCGAUGGAGACUAUGGGAAACUGGGACUUGGGAAUUCCACAGCCAAGUCCUCACCUCAGAAAGUGGACGUGCUGUGUGGGAUUGGUAUAAAAAAAGUAGCCUGUGGAACUCAGUUUUCCGUGGCUUUAACCAAAGAUGGCAAGGUUUUCACGUUUGGCCAAGACCGCCUAAUUGGCUUGCCAGAGGGUCGAGCCAGGAACCACAACCGGCCCCAACAGGUACCAGGUCUCUCAGGGAUCCACAUCCAGGAUGUCGCUGUAGGAGCUGAACACACACUGGUACUCUCCUCCACAGGAGAUGUUUACACCUGGGGCAGCAACUCGGAGGGGCAGCUGGGUCUGGGACACACCAACCAUGUUAGAGAACCUACACUGGUAACAACGCUGCAGGGCAAGAACAUCCAUCAGAUCUCUGCUGGACGCUGUCAUAGUGCAGCGUGGACGGCUCCCUCUGUGCCGCCUCGAGCACCAGGCUCAUCUGUACCUCUUCAGCUUGGCCUGCCAGCAGCAGUGCCUCCUCAGUACAGUGGACUUAAAGAAGUGAGCAUCGAGGCAGUGAGGGCCCGUUUGCGGCUCCUCUAUCACUUCUCUGACCUCAUGUACUCGUCAUGGAGACUACUCAACCUCAGCCCUAACAACCAGAGCUGUACCUCCCAUUACAACGCCGGUACCUGGGGAAUCGUCCAGGGCCAGUUAAGGCCCCUUUUGGCUCCCAGAGUGUAUACGCUGCCUAUGGUGCGGUCGAUAGGCAAGACCAUGGUGCAGGGCAAGAACUACGGUCCCCAGAUCACUGUCAAACGGAUCUCCACACGAGGUCGGAAGUGUAAACCAAUCUUUGUACAGAUUGCUCGGCAAGUUGUAAAGUUGAAUGCUUCAGAUCUCCGACUUCCCUCAAGAGCCUGGAAGGUCAAACUAGUUGGAGAAGGUGCUGACGAUGCAGGAGGGGUCUUUGAUGACACCAUCACAGAGAUGUGUCAGGAGUUGGAGACAGGAGUUGUAGACCUGCUCAUCCCAUCUCCCAAUGCCACAGCAGAGGUUGGCUAUAACAGAGACAGAUUCCUCCUCAACCCAUCGGCAUGCCUGGAUGAACACAUGCUCCAGUUUAAAUUCUUAGGUAUUCUUAUGGGGGUAGCCAUCCGCACCAAGAAGCCCCUGGAUCUGCACUUGGCUCCUUUGGUUUGGAAACAGUUGUGCUGCAUCCCCUUGUUGCUGGAGGACCUGGAGGAAGUGGACCUGCUCUAUGUGCAGACACUCAAAAGCAUUCUUCACAUUGAAGACAGCGGCAUCACGGAGGAUAAUUUCCAUGAGAUGAUUCCUCUGGAUUCCUUUGUCGGGCAGAGUGCGGAUGGUAAAAUGGUCCCCAUUAUCCCAGGAGGGAACAGCAUCCCUCUCACGUUCUCCAACAGGAAGGAAUAUGUGGAAAGAGCUAUUGAGUACAGACUGCAUGAAAUCGACCGUCAGGUGGCAGCAGUGCGUGAGGGCAUGUCGUGGAUCGUGCCGGUGCCGCUACUGUCCCUGCUCACUGCCAAGCAGCUGGAGCAGAUGGUUUGUGGCAUGCCGGAGAUCUGCUGCGAUGUGCUCAAGAAGGUGGUGCGCUACAGAGAGGUGGAUGAACAGCACUCCUUGGUGCAGUGGUUUUGGCAGACCCUGGAGGAGUUCUCCAACGAGGAGCGUGUCCUCUUCAUGCGCUUUGUCUCAGGUCGCUCGAGGCUCCCUGCUAACACAGCUGAUAUCUCCCAGAGGUUUCAGAUCAUGAAGGUGGACAGGCCCUAUGACAGCUUGCCCACCUCUCAGACGUGUUUCUUCCAGCUGCGCUUGCCUCCGUACUCAAGCCAGGCUGUCAUGGCUGAGAGGCUGCGCUACGCCAUCAAUAACUGCCGCUCCAUCGACAUGGACAACUACAUGCUCUCCCGGAACGUGGACAAUGCCGAGGGCUCUGACACUGACUACUGAUCCAAGCAGUUCCACACAUGCACACAAAUAAACUCGGCAGAAAUGAGCAGGAACAGCCAGUAUUAUCCAAACUGCACCAUCAUAGGAAACUCUUAAGCAGAUGGGCCAUUCUAAUCUAUUUUAUGUCGAUUAAACAGUACAACUUUUCAUUUCUCUUUGUGGUUUAUUAGCAGUUUUUAUUGACACAAAUUCAUACGAGAAAUGCAUUUAGUGUUUUAUUAUCUUUUUUUUGUGCACAUCCCAUUUUCAGGGUUUCUGCAUGGAGAUAUGUUUAUUUGUUUGGAAAUGUGUAUAGAACAUUAUCAAGCAAGCUGUGGAGAAAGAAACACAUAUUGUACAUUGUGUAAAAUGCUACAUUAGGGAAAAUGUCAUAUUUAUUGUUUUCAUUGCCUAUGCCAAGUUUCCCAAACCAUAUAAAAGACCUGACAAUAAAU